Thecamonas trahens ATCC 50062 is the source of this 1012-nucleotide messenger RNA. RefSeq lists its product as uncharacterized. The transcript has a single exon. NCBI's taxonomy places the organism in Eukaryota, Apusomonadida, Apusomonadidae. The record is from RefSeq and is a predicted model, not a curated record. Bases 1 to 609 code for a protein of 202 amino acids.
AUGAGCUCUGCACCCGACCAGCCGCCACCGGGAGCCGAGAGCAAUGACCCGCUCGAGGUCCUGCACCACCUCUUUGCCCGCAUCGAGUACCAGCGGGAGGUUGCCGAGGCCGCCCGCCACAAGCUCGCCGCGCUGCGGACGACUCAGAGCAGGCUGGGCGAUGCAGGACGGGCGCUGAGGGCGCUUCCGCAGCCGCCGCGGCGGCAUGCUUUUGUCUCGCUCCACACCGCCCUCUCGACGGAGGAUGUCGACGCAUCGGCUGCCAUCGCCGCCGCAGACGGGCCGGCGGCGGACCACGUGGACCUCGCCGAUCCGCGCAACAUCGAGCCGGGCCUCAAGUGGGUCGACGCCCCAGUGACCGGCCUCGUUGCCGCCCGGCUCCCACACAACGUGGCGUUUAAUGUUCUGGAUGCCCGCGCUGCGCGGCUUGCCCGCGACAUCGACGCCGCCAUUGCAGAGUACAACGACGCCGUCGCACGGCUCGACCUCCUCGAAGUCUCGCUCCGCGACUCGACUGGUGUCCAGCUGCUCCCGCUCACCGUCGCCAGCAGCGGCUACAAGGUCUGGGCCCGCGAUCUGUACACUCAGCCCAAGGCUGCAUUGAUUUAACGUCUCGCAGGCCCCGAGGCCUUGGAAAUCGAGUAGUUGAGACUUGCGAUGUACCGCGCCACCACCUCAACCGUGACCAGAGCGACGGCUUCGCUGAGAAUAGCCUUGACAGCCGAGCCCUCGAGGCCGGUCUGUCGCCCAGUCGCAUUCGGUCCUUCAGCGCCAAUGAGCAUCUCGGAGCCCGAGACGACCGGCUCCAGGUCGGGGAGGAUGCCGUUCUUGCCGUAGACGGGUAUCUGCGGAAUGAGACCUUGCACCCGGGCCCUCAUGGCCGGGAGCUGGACUUCGACAAAUGGCGUGAGGCCUAGAACCGUGGCCGGUGCGUCGCUGCUGCUGGCGGUGAUGGUGUCGAGCAGCGGGACAAGCUGGGAGUUACGAGCGACGAUAAAGGCCUGCAACAGCC